This is a messenger RNA of Cyprinodon variegatus (sheepshead minnow), 1640 nucleotides long. RefSeq names its product histamine H2 receptor-like (gene hrh2b). Gene Ontology annotation, cellular component: membrane. Gene Ontology annotation, biological process: adenylate cyclase-activating adrenergic receptor signaling pathway. The record is from RefSeq and is a predicted model, not a curated record. Lineage: Eukaryota; Metazoa; Chordata; Actinopteri; Cyprinodontiformes; Cyprinodontidae. Gene Ontology annotation, molecular function: G protein-coupled receptor activity. The transcript has 3 exons. Bases 297 to 1382 code for a protein of 361 amino acids.
UAUACUCAUAGACAGGACUGAGAAACAUGAGAACAAGCAUGGUCUAGGAGACAGACGGGAGCAGAAAAUAUGGAACUUAUUCACUUCAACAACACUUUCAGUGUUUAAAAAGACAUGUUGGAGAAGGACUACCCACACAGUGAUGUGCCUCUGAAGCUGAUCACCCUUCACUGAUUCCUACAGGAAAACCUUUUUUUUUAAUAAGUAAACCGGCUGCCAAGGAAAACGUUUGGACAAGUUGAUGAUACUUUUAAAACAUUUAGACUUGAGCUUAAAGUGACACUAUAGUGGCAGAAAUGACUUACGCCACAGGUCUCCGUUGGCUGUUCCUCCUGUCUGUUAUAAUUCUGACCAUUGGAGGUAAUGUACUUGUAUGCUUGGCAGUGGGUCUCAGGCGACGAUUGUGGCGAACAGCUAACUGCUUUGUAGUGUCCCUGGCAGUUGCGGAUCUUCUUCUUGGUGUGUUGGUACUCCCCUUGUCUGCCACGCUGGAGCUGCGCAGCAGGAAAUGGCCUUUUGGAGGAACUUUGUGUAACAUCUACAUCUCAAUGGAUGUCAUGCUGUGUACAUGCUCCAUCCUGACCCUCUUGGCAAUCAGUGUGAACCGGUACCUGGCCAUUUCGUCUCCCCUCAGCCACUCUCAAAGAGUCACCCCUCGGAGGGUGACAUUCACCAUCAUAUCCAUUUGGGUUCUGUCAUUGACUUUCGCCUUUAUGCCCAUCCAUCUUGGCUGGAAUACAGCAGACUACAGAGUACAGAAUUUGGACUGGGAAUUUGGGGAUGAGGGGACUGAUAAAGGACUGUACUGUCAGUUUGAGUGGAAUAACAACUAUGUUCUUAUUUAUGCCUUUGGCUCUUUUUACUUGCCACUGCUGGUUAUGUGUGUAAUGUACUUUUGCAUUUUCCGAGUCGCACGAGAACAGGUUAGACGUAUCCGUGCUACCACCCCAUCAUUUGCACGCUCUGCAACUGCUGCCAUAGCCCGUGAGCACAAGGCUACAGUCACCCUGGCAGCUGUACUUGGUGCAUUUAUUAUUUGCUGGUUUCCCUACUUCACCUAUUUCACCUGGAUGGGUGUAAAGGAAAAAACAAACCCCCCUAAUACGCUCCAUUCAAUUGUCCUGUGGCUCGGAUAUUUGAACUCAACUCUUAAUCCAAUUCUCUAUCCAGCAUUUAAUAGGGAUUUCCGACAAGCCUAUGGAGAGCUGCUUCGCUGUCGAAGACCAUCAAGCAGAAUAUUGGGGCUUUCACAUGUGGCUCUGCACAAACGAUUGACCUUUUUCAAUUUGCCAAGGCUGUCCCAAAAUUCCAAGAAUAAUACGAAGGUUAUGAUUGAAGAUGAGAAGAAACUAUCCUGUAAAGAGACAUGCUGCUCUGAUUAGUCAUUAUGAAUAUUAUUGUGAUGAAUCUAUCUGACUGACACACUCGUAGAUCUAAAUGUCGUAGAUCUAAAUCUGCUAAGCAGCUGUAGCUCAAUUGCCUCUUCAUGAAGCAGCUAUUGAGCUUAUUCUUUUAAAGAGCUUAUAAUUUAAGAACAGCAACAGAAAUCUUUCAUAAGGGAUUGUAGGUAAAUGUAAAUUUGACUCCAAAGUUUAAGGGCUUCUUUGAAAAAUCUUUUUCAUCUUUGUAUUUAUUUCUGU